This is a messenger RNA of Penicillium cataractarum, 720 nucleotides long. RefSeq lists its product as uncharacterized. The transcript has a single exon. Bases 1 to 720 code for a protein of 239 amino acids. The record is from RefSeq and is a predicted model, not a curated record. NCBI's taxonomy places the organism in Eukaryota, Fungi, Ascomycota, Eurotiomycetes, Eurotiales, Aspergillaceae.
AUGUCCGAUCUAUCUCUUGAAGGCCAAGAAUCGAAGGAAGUCCUCUGCAACCACGACCAACCUCCACAUUACUGUCCAAGCCAGCCAAGCCAAGAUCUUCUCACCUUUAUUAUCGAGACCGAGCAUACUGGCCGGAUAUUAUUGCAACGGCUACUACAUAUCAACAACGAGGUCGAAAAGCUACUUGAAAAGCAGCCACGGGACGAAUCUAGCUCGCUUGUUAAGGCAAAAUGGUCUCGAGAACUCGGUUCAAAAUGUAUAGAGUCGGGCCAAAUAUCUAUUGACCUAGCAGAUGUGUUCGAAACACGGGCCGGUGAAAAUAGUGGUCUCUAUAUUGCCCUGUCAAAACUCACUGAGAGUGAGUUCAACCAGACCUAUGCUUCGUUGAAGCGGGACAACGCAAACCGGCAGAUACAACACACGCCAGCCGGAGACAAUCAAAAUGGCAUCAACUGCCAUGAGAGAGAUUCGGGAAACCAUCAUCAAAGUGCCUUGAUGACCAGCCAUAGAGGGAGAGCUCGAGAUUACAACAACGACUCUCUGAGCUCUUCUGGCCGGUUCCUCGACCUUUCGGCAAGGGUGGAUCAGAUCAAUGAGAAACUUGACAAAAGCCUUCUCUCCCAUGAUAAGGCCGAUAUCUCUAAAAGGACCGGUUAUGCGACCGCAAAGUCUCCCAGGAGACUUUGGAAGAGAAUCCUGAAGCAUCAAGCUCGGCCUUGA